This is a messenger RNA of Owenia fusiformis, 3149 nucleotides long. The record is from the annotation of a GenBank genome assembly. NCBI's taxonomy places the organism in Eukaryota, Metazoa, Annelida, Polychaeta, Sabellida, Oweniidae.
GUUACCCGCCAUCUUGUGGUAAAAUUUGUGAAAAAUGUUUUGAAAAAGAAAAGAUGUGAAACACUCUUCAAAUUUAUACCGUUCGAAAUGUAGAAUACGUACUUACGUCCAUACAGGGUAAUGACCAUGGUCCACGCAAGGAUACCAGCGCCAGUGACUGCGCUGUACGUGUUUGCAGUCCUUAACCUUAUGGCCUUGUUUCAUGUUACUCUGGUUGAAGCAGAUGUGGCAGUGCUGAACUUCAAUAAUGAAACUGUUCAGCAGUUUUAUGAUUACCCAGCAAACUUUGGUCCAUCAAUACAUGGUGAUGGUCUAAGGGGGUAUCUUGUAUUAGCAAAGCCGCACAAUGGCUGUUCCAUUCUUGAGCCCCCUCCCUCACAUUUUCAACCAGGGGCUAAGUGGAUUGUGAUCAUACGUAGGACGCCGUAUGCCUCAAAUUGUGAUUUUGUUACAAAGGUCCGUAAUGCUCAAAAGUCUAAGUAUGAUGCGGUGAUUAUUCACAAUGUAGAGUCCCAGAAAAUAUUCCCGAUGCCAGAUGAUGGGACCGCAAGAGAUAUAAAGAUUCCAGCAGUUUUUGUUGGCGAAGAUGUUGGCAUAUUUCUCGAGAGAAACUACCUCUAUACGUCGAAUUUUACGAUCCUGCUUGAUAGAGAUUUUCCCAUAGUCAUUACCAUAGACAAGAUUCUUCUCCCAUUCGCAAUUGUUGUCGCAAUCUGCUUCGUUCUCAUGCUUGGAUGUAUAAUCGGCAAAUGGAUUAUGGACUGGCGCAAAAAAAGGCGAUCAAGAUUAUCGAGACAAAACUUGAAAAAACUGCCGACAAAGAAAUUCAAAAAAGGUGAUCCCUAUGAAACCUGUGCAAUCUGUUUGGAUGACUAUGAGGAGGGUGAUAAACUCAGGAUUCUGCCCUGUCAACAUGCCUACCAUAUGAAGUGUGUAGAUCCGUGGCUUACGAAGAACAAACGUGUCUGCCCCAUUUGCAAACGUCGUGUAAUUCCGGGGGACCAUUCAGACACCGAAUCUGAAACUGAUGACGAGGUGCCAGAUGCGACUGAAAGCACGCCAUUGUUGGUUGAAAGUCGCGGGACCCUCAACAGGGGACGUAGUUCCACAUUUGAAAAUUCUGGAUUACCAGGAAGUAGAUUACAGGCAGCCACUAUGCCUCCCCCUAUCAACAAUAUGGCAACAAACACUGUUACCAUGGAAACAGAGGAGGAGGAGGAGGAGGGAGCUAUAGGGGGUCAGAGUAUCUCUGAUUCACCCCCAGAGCUUCAUAUACAAGAGGAAGUCUCAGAACGUGAACCUCUCGUUCAUUCUAAAAUCAAACGAAACCGCUCAGAUGAGUCUGAAAGGCGUAUUAAGAAACGUGAAAAACGACGUCAGAGAGAGGCUAGUAUUCAAAAUGAGGCCGGCAAUGAAAAUGUAGGAUUUGUCGAUGAUUCUGGAUACCACGAUAGCGUCUCUAGUUCAACUGAUGUUAAACAAAAAAGCAAACGGCCUACGGACAAAAAAGAUAAAAAGAAGCGGGAAAAAAGAAAACGAGCGCGUAGUGAGGAAAACUUGAAUGAAAAUAAUGGGACUGGACAUGCUUCAAAUUCCCCAAAUGACGAACAUGGAAAUGAAGAUGUGAAAAAUGACCAUUUAGAUGUGAAGGUUCUACAAAUUGAUAAGAAAGCAGAUAAUAAUGAUGGAGUAUCUAAACUUGUAUAAUAGACUAUAAAAAACUACGUAAAACUAUAUGUAGUCUAUUUUACCUUAUUCAUAUUUUUUAAAUGUACUGUCUGAUGUCAUUAAGGUGGGACCUUGGUCAUCAAUAUGUAGAUUUUUGAACCUAAGGACUAGGUGCCACCUUAAUUGUUGGAAAUAAGUGUACAGAUAUUUUUUAAAGCAAUGUACUCCUUUAAUUAUCUAAAUUAUGCAAGAGCAUUAGAAAUGAUUACAUUUAUGAUGUCAGAUAUGAUGACAUUUAUGACAUCAGAAUUGAUGACAUUAACUCAAAUCUAUUACAUUUAUGAUGAAAUCAUUUAUUUAUUUAUAGAGUAGUUAUCAUAGAACACUUCUACAUCUAGUACAGUUCUAAUACAGUUAAGUUUGUAAUCUUCACACAAUCAAAUAUUAUAUCACUGACCACUCCUUUGCCAAAAUUUCAGGAUUUUCAUUGCUUUAUUUUCAAGCUUAAGCAUGAGCUUUUAUUCAUGAACCAAUAUUGUUCUGUUUAUUUCAAAACUUGUAUCGAUUUACAAAAAUGAAUUCGACUUUAGUCUUGCAUUGAGCUUGAAAAAUAUUAUGAGGGUUUGGCCAACAAAAUGUGGUAUUAUGAUUUCAAUUUAUAAAAAUGGCAUUUCAAUUUAUCAAUUUUGGCAAUAUGUCAUCCAUGCUAGCAAAGUUUGGCAAUAUUUCAUCAAUGUUAGCAAAAUGUGGCAAUAUUUCUUCAAAAUUGGCAAAAUUCGAUCAUAUUUCAUCAAUGCUGGCAACGUGGCAGUAGGACUCUCACUUUAAGUACAUGUUAUGCAUUCGGAGGUUUUGGAUACAUGAUUUAUUCCUAGGGAAAUAUGUGUAUCUCCCAAAGGACCCAUGCAGGAUAAACUGUAUAUUCGGAACCAACAGAGCAUAACAGAUGUGUUCCAAAUCUACUGAGGAUCUAAGAACAUUUCACCUGAAAUUUCAGUAGAUAUGGAAUAUGUACAUGUGUAUUAUAUUCUUAAAUGGGUCAAUCUUAUAUACAUAUGUACAUCAUGGUUCCGAUAGGAAAGUACCAAUUCAAAUAAUCUGUGCGAGGCAUUGGAUGAUGUUUAUGUACAUUAUUACAUCCGCUUAUGCAGAGUGAGCCAAAAACUGUUGCCCUGAAUAUAAUUGAAAAUAAUGUAGUUAACAGUUCUUUGGCCCACCUUAUAUUACACAUUCAGAUUGGUUUUUAUUAAAAUGAAAUUUCAAUAAAAUAAAAUAAAUUAUGUUCUUGUAUAAAAAGACAUAUUUAUGAAGAUCUAGAUUGAUUUAGAUAACAAUGGCUGUAUUAUAUAAGCUAAAAAUGGUCAACAAAAGUAGUAAUAUUCACCCAUUAUUCUAAUUAUGAUAAUCCAUAUACUUGUACUAUUAACUGAGGCCAGUAAGCUGUACAUAAUUCAAUCUAGAUGUUCACUCUACUAUACCUU